AUGCCAACGGCAAAGAAACAAAAGAAAAAGAGAACAAAAGAGGAGAUUGCUGAGGCAAGUCCCAUCUCUAGCUUGAAGUUUUAUCGUCUAAAAUACAAUGUAGACCCAAAUAAGCCUGUUCAAAAGAAGGUUAGUCGAAAAGGGGAAACUGAAAAGCAAAGAAAAGCUCGUUUAGCCAACGACAGACAAGAAACAAGGGCAAAGCAGAGGGAGGAGGAGGAGCAGAAGAUGAAUAAUGCACCAGGCACUCCUGGUUUUGCUGGUUACAUUCCUGGUCAAGCUAACUUUCAAGAUUGCAUGCCUGGUGGUAAAGCCAACUUUUCCCGCAUUAAAUUUGCCCCAAACCAGUCUUUUGGAGCCACCAACCUAAACCACGGCAAUGGCUUUGGAGCCACCAACUUCAACACCACCCAACACAAUGCUCAGGGAGGCCAAAACUUGUUCAGUCGUCAUUCCUCCCAGGGGCCACCGCUACACCAGAUACUUCAAACCCAAGCUAUCAUGGUGCUACUGGACCGUCGCCAUUUGGCUGCUAUCCUUGUUCUGGCCAGUCAAAAUUCAAACCAGUUUUCUGGACAAACUGGUGGUUUUCAAACUCCUCAUGGCCAGUCGACAGUUGCACAUGCUGGAUCUGAUGUGUUGAUUGCGACGGCGGGGAGCAAUCCACUUGUCUUUGAUUUUCUUGCAAAACAAAUGGAAAGACCCCAACCCGCCGCCAACAGUCCAUCAGAACGACCAACACCAUCCCAACUUUUCUCUACUCCAUCUUGGAGUAACCCAGCUGGUAGCGCUCGAGGGGGAGACGGUAAUACUACUGUCCCUAUGGAGGAGGAUCAGGAGGAUCAGGCUGGAGCAAAGAGAUUUACUGGAGCACCACCAGUGUUCAACAAUGGAAAUCUCAAGCCCUCCAACACAAGAGGACGUCCUUAG
This is a messenger RNA of Cylindrotheca closterium, 930 nucleotides long. NCBI's taxonomy places the organism in Eukaryota, Bacillariophyta, Bacillariophyceae, Bacillariales, Bacillariaceae. The record is from the annotation of a GenBank genome assembly.